Messenger RNA from Kwoniella mangroviensis CBS 8507, 1218 nucleotides. RefSeq lists its product as uncharacterized. Gene Ontology annotation, cellular component: peroxisomal importomer complex; peroxisomal membrane. The record is from RefSeq and is a predicted model, not a curated record. Gene Ontology annotation, biological process: protein import into peroxisome matrix; protein monoubiquitination. Gene Ontology annotation, molecular function: zinc ion binding; protein binding; ubiquitin-protein transferase activity. Lineage: Eukaryota; Fungi; Basidiomycota; Tremellomycetes; Tremellales; Cryptococcaceae. The transcript has 5 exons. Bases 1 to 1218 code for a protein of 405 amino acids.
AUGCAGCGCACUUCCACACCCCUCUUCCCAGAGGCAGGUCCGUUAACAGAUCCCUCCAGGCCAUCAAUCUUCGACUUGCUAGCUCAGGACCAGCUCAGAGAACUAUUCCACCCCGUUGUCCGAUAUGUUCUAUCAUACUUUGCUCAAAGGUAUCCUAGAUAUCUUCUACGUAUACUAAACCACCACGAAGAGCUUUUUGCAGCUUUGUUAUUGAUAUUGGAAAGACAUCAUCUGAAGAAACAUAACGCAUCGAUAUCUGAACAUUUCUAUGGUCUUCGUUCGACCCCUAUCUCAUCGAUAAAGACUCCUCGACUGGAUGCGUUCUCCCCUCCCAAACGUAGAAAGGGCAUGUCGCGAAGACAAAGAUGGGGAUUAUUACUUUUCUUAGUCGGUCUACCAUACGUCCGAGCUAGGGCACAAGAUCACUUUGAAAGUCUGGGUGGUGGAGGAAGUACGAAUGAGGUAGGAGAAGAGGAUAGAAGGAGGGCAGUCACUAAACGUCAAAGAAUAUUCAAAUUGAUUUAUCCAUAUUUGAGCUUAGGAGUAGAUCUCACAUUUCUAGGAUAUGAUCUAGCGUUCUUAUUUGAGAAGACCAAUUAUCCUAGACCAUGGCAUGAAUGGUUGGGACUAAAGGUGAUCCGUAGAGGUCCAGAAGAUGAACCCGAAUCGACUGGUAUCCUAUCAAAGCUUCCUCCUCUACUUCCACCACUACUACUCCUCUUAAAACUCUCUCAAUGGUGGUAUUCCCCUUCAUCACCUCGAUCUCACCCCUCUCUCACCGCAAAUGAAAACAGUAUAGCAGCCACACACGCAUCAAUACUACCUCCUAGACCACUACCUAUCUUACCUGGGUCUAUAGGGGCUCUACCUACGCCACCUCUCACACCUGAGCAAGAAAUCGACCAACCACUGCUUGACAGCCCUCAGACUCCGUCGGAAUUAUCGGUACAAACGAAAGGACGGUACAAAGUGACGAAAGAGAGUUACGGCGACUGUCCAUUGUGUGGUAAGAAAUGGCAAAACCCAGCUGUGUUACCUAGUGGGUGGGUGGUCUGCUGGAGAUGUGGCUGGGAUGCUAUUGAGGGUGAAGAUGAAGAGCCCGACGAAGAGGAAGGGAACAAGGGCGAGCAGUCAACCUUGGUGGGACGUAGGAAAGGGAGAUGUCCUAUAACCGGAGUUGAAGUUGGCCCAGGAGAUCUCAGGAGAGUAUUGAUAUAG